Molecule: messenger RNA, 2532 nt
Organism: Pungitius pungitius (ninespine stickleback)
Lineage: Eukaryota; Metazoa; Chordata; Actinopteri; Perciformes; Gasterosteidae
Product: glial cell line-derived neurotrophic factor-like
Exons: 2
Coding region: 112-861 (249 amino acids)
Biological process (GO): peripheral nervous system development; negative regulation of neuron apoptotic process; positive regulation of branching involved in ureteric bud morphogenesis
Molecular function (GO): growth factor activity; receptor tyrosine kinase binding; glial cell-derived neurotrophic factor receptor binding
Source: RefSeq, a predicted model, not a curated record
CCCCCCUCCGUUUCCUCUCCAACCGCUGCACGUCUUCAACAUGCUGCCGAUCAGAUGAUACCUGUUUGAUUUGUCACCGCGCCAUGUCCUUAUGUCGGACUGAGCUGGACCAUGAAGUUAUGGGGCAGUCUGACCACUUGUUUGACACUGCUCAGCGCCGUGCGCGCCGGCCGACCGCAGCCCGCGUCCACCGAGAGUAACGGGCGCGCCCCCGAGAGUCCCCUGGAGCUCCCGCCGGUUCAGGUCCGCUUCUCUGUCACUUCCCCGAGCGUCAGGCGCGCCGAGGCUGCCGCGGCGGGUUGGAGAGACACGCUGGCGGCAGGAGAAGCAUCCCCCACGGAGGAACCAACCCCAAACGAGUUUGAGGACAUGGUGGACUUCAUCAAAGUGACCAUCAGCAGAAUGCGUCGCUCUCCCUCAUCCACCACCUCCUCCCCCUCCCAAGAAGGAUGGAGCAGCAGGACUCAAAACAGAAGGGGGAGGAAGAAAGGGGCGACCCGGCAGAGGGGAGGGCGCAGAGGGAGAGCCAGAGAUGGGGGAGCCGGGAGGAAGGCCGGGGGAGGAGGACGAGGCUGCGCGCUCAAACAGAUCCACCUCAACGUGACGGACCUGGGCCUGGGCUACCGCUCCAGCGAAGAGAUGAUAUUUAGGUACUGCUCGGGACCCUGCAGGAAGUCAGAGACCAACUACGACAAAAUCCUCCACAACCUCGCUCACAACAAGAGGCUUCCCCCUAAAGACACACCCCCUCAGGCCUGCUGUCGACCGACCGCGUUUGACGAUGACCUCUCCUUCCUGGACGACAACCUGGUCUACCACACUGUGAGGAAGCACUCCGCCAGGAGGUGUGGAUGCGUGUAGGCAGUGCGUCGGGCUUUGUGUGGCUUUACAUUUGAUCCAAACCUUUGGAGUAUGCUGUUGAGUGUUUGUCUUCUGACGUGCCUCGCUGUGAGGACACCUUGGGGCAGUACGUGGGGACAUGUAGAACCUCUGGAGGAAUCCUUAAUGGGGAGGAGGUGUCUUUUUAUCCCAAAGCAAUAAACCUCAUCUUCCUCCAAUACAUCUACAGCUUCCUUAAUACGGUUCACACCUGACAUCGCUAAUGUGUACGGAGCGCUUUUUAACGUUUCCACGGAUACUCAACCUAAAUACCUGAAAUCAAUCACAAACAAUGGAUGAUUGAGCAGAAUUAACUUUUCACCUGUAUAGCACAUACAGCAAAACACACGUAUGAAAUGUAUUUAUGAAAAUCUUGAAUUCAUUAACUUAUUGAUAUUUAUUUUUUGUUUUUUAUAAAAGGGUCAAGUGUUAUUUAUUACUGUAGUGUGAUAAUUUAGAGUGUGCCAAAGGUUUAGAAAUAGUAAAGCAGUACAAUAUUAAGUGGUUUACAUUCCAAAAGAAAUGUAUAGGUUCCCUUUGGAGUUGAUUUAUAACAAAAGACUUUAAAAGGUUUUCCUUCUGAAAAAACAAUUUGCGAAUCAGAUUUAACAAAAAAAAUGUUGGACGCUGUAUGAAUCAUCACCACCUGCUUUAUCAAAUGAAGCACUGCUCAUUCGAGUAGUCCAAAACGCCACAGGACACCUUUCACUUGUUCCUUUAUCCUCAGCGGGUUGCCGCUUACAGCGUUGCAGUUAUUUCCUUUCAUUUGAAUGCAUUAUUUCCUGUUUUUGUUUUUAACUAUGAGGAGAAAAGACAUUGUUGUCCUCCUGAUUAAAAGAAUAGUUGUUUAUUAGCUGCUUAAUUUGUGUCCUUCCCUUGGAUGAAUUGCUAUGUAAAUCAAACAAGAUUUCCUUUAGAAUAACUACAGCUUUAUUUUUAUACGUUAAUUACUAUUAAAUUGUCUAAUUUAAUUAUGAAUAAAUGCAUUGUAGACGGUGUAGUGUAUUCUGAUUACUUACACAUAGGAUUUUGUGUUUUGGCUGUGGAGGAGUUCAGCAGGAAAACAUUACACCGCAGAGUUUUAAACACACUUACAUUAACAGAAAUGAAUCGUUGUGUCUUUUUUUGUGUGGAGGAGGAACAAGAGAGCAAGGGGACAACAGAGAUCCACCUUUGUAAUACACGAGGGAAGAAUAGACUUUGAUGCGAUCGAAUGACAAAAACGGGCCUUUACCACAGCGGGUGGCGUGUCCAUGCCCACACUAAAGUAAAGCACAGUACCUGAGAAUAAAAGGAAGGUGGGACAAUAGUGAUGCAAGGAAGGACGAUGGAUGAAAGAUACGUGUUUACAACACAAAGGAGACGAGCUUUGGAGUUGGCAGAGGAUGGGAGGGCAACCAAAAGAGUCUGAUUGAAAGAUGGCGGCCGUCCGGAAUAGACAAUGAUGUAGUUGGAGAAAAGGAGGAGGGAUGUUGCUUGUAUGUGUGAUGGACAUCUGAUCCUCUCACGUUUCACACCCCUCCCUCCGCCCCGGCCGACAAACUGCAGGGGAAAACUGGGCAUGGCCAAGUCUCUCGUACUUUCCUAUGCAACUCAUUAUCUCUACAAACGAGCCUGUGAUGCUCCGUCAGACAAUGUGCAACCAGAGCUAAA